This is a messenger RNA of Cladophialophora yegresii CBS 114405, 1269 nucleotides long. RefSeq lists its product as uncharacterized. Gene Ontology annotation, biological process: lipid metabolic process. The transcript is spliced from 2 exons. NCBI's taxonomy places the organism in Eukaryota, Fungi, Ascomycota, Eurotiomycetes, Chaetothyriales, Herpotrichiellaceae. The coding region runs from base 1 to 1269 and encodes 422 amino acids. The record is from RefSeq and is a predicted model, not a curated record.
AUGCUGUCCGUCUGGACAAUCUUGUGGUUAUGGACAACCCUCGCCGCAGCGCUGCCUGCGAACUUCCCAACCACCACCGACGGUAACGAGGUCUCGCAAGCGCUCUUCGAAUCCCUCGAAGAACUCGCUCGUAUUGUCGAUAUAUCCUACUGCGUCGGCACCAGCGGCAUCCACAAACCCUUUAAAUGCCUGUCCCGGUGUAGCGAUUUCGAGGGCUUCGAACUUAUCACCGCCUGGAACACGGGCCCCCUGCUGUCGGAUUCGUCAGGAUAUAUCGCGUUGAGCCAUGCGCCAUACGAGAAGAGAGUCAUCGUUGCGUUCCGGGGGACAUAUUCGAUCGCCAAUACGAUUGCCGAUCUGAGCACGAAUCCAGCGGAAUACGCGCCCUUCCCUGCGGAUAGUAACAACGACAGCGUCUGUACGAGUGAUGCUGGGGGCGAUGACAAGCCAGUUGGUGGCCAUGGCUACCAGAAUAUCAAAGAACCACUACUGCCACAAAUCGUCCAGCAACAACCGAACAAGGAGAAGAGGACCGUACUGGAGCCACCCGAGUGUCCCAACUGCACCGUCCAUUCCGGGUUCAUGACCUCCUGGCGCAAUACACGCUGUAUAGUCGUCCCGCACGUGGAGAAGGCACUGCGAGACUAUCCUGGCUAUCAACUGGUCUUGGUAGGCCACUCGCUCGGCGGAGCUGUUGCAGCCUUAGCGUCGCUUGAAAUGCAAGCUCGAGGCUGGGAUCCCCACGUAACCACCUUCGGCGAACCGCGCAUCGGCAACGCAGCCCUCAACCGAUUCAUUGACAAGCGCUUCAACCUGAACUCCACGGACCCAGAAUCGCUGAAAUAUAGGAGGGUGACGCACAUCGACGACCCAGUCCCCCUGUUGCCCCUCGAAGAGUGGGGCUACAAGAUGCACGCGGGCGAGAUUUUCAUCUCGAAACCAUCUCUGCCACCAGCGCGGGCAGAUGUCAAGCAUUGCGUGGGCGACGAGGACCCCUCAUGCAUCCAAGACGUCCCUAGUGCUGCAGCCAGCCAUGUCCUCGAGUCCAAUGGUACCGACAACACCAACCCGGGCGGCCCCUCCUCCGGCGUCCAGCACAUGUGGGAACUCGGCCGGCGAUAUAAGCUUUGGGAGCUUUUCUUCGCGCAUAGGGAUUAUUUCUGGAGGCUGGGCCUCUGUGUGCCUGGGGGCGAUCCUUGGGAUUGGAGCCGUGGAAAAUAUAACGUCACUGGAAUGGCAGUCGACAAUGGAACCCCUGAUGAGUUGUAA